CAAGAUGGCGGACCGCUUCUCCCGCUUCAACGAGGACCGCGACUUCCAGGGUAAUCACUUUGAUCAGUAUGAAGAAGGACACUUGGAGAUUGAACAAGCAUCACUAGACAAACCUAUAGAAUCGCCCAGUUUUUAAAGCCAGGAUAAUAUUGGACACCGCUUACUCCAGAAACAUGGGUGGAAGCUGGGCCAGGGAUUGGGGAAAUCUCUUCAGGCUGUUUCAGCUUUGGGGGCCACAUUUGUUCCUUGCAGAUGUCAACACUAACUUGGUAAGGACUGGGAACACUGACUGAACUUCUGUACCUAAUCAUUGACCCUCUCACUCCUUAGCAAGGGACUUUUAGAGCAGAGCUGUGAUAAAAUUGACUCUUUGAACAUUAGAAAUAAGUUUUCACAAUUUGAAUGAGCAUUCAAGAGUAUGUAUGGGGAACAUGUCAUUUCUAUAUGCCAGGCCUUCCCUUUAUUUUAUUUGCAUAUAUCUAUAAAUGUUGUUCAGCAAUGAGUAAUUAAUCUACUAAGCAAUAACCUAUUUCUAGAGGGAAUUGAACUGAACCUAAAUAUAUAUUAGUUUGUUUAUGUAUCAGUCAAAUUUGUUCAGUAUUCCAGUUGUGCUACUGACCAAAUGAGCCUAACAAUGAACUUGAGAUUAAUUUUCUUUCAAACUAUUUUAGCUUGAAAUUGAAGAAAUGUUUUAUCCAAAAACUAUGCUUCCAAUAACUAUCUUGGAGGGGGAGGGGGGAAGGAUAUGUCUUUGGCCAGUCAAAAGAUAUUCAUAGAACUUAUGGUCUUAUUCAGCAGACAUUUAUUGAGCUCAGCAUUGCCUUACAAGAACCUUACAGUAUAAAUAAGGAGAUUAAAUUAACCACUUAUAUUUAAGUGAUAAAGUAUGUGGUGCAAGUUAUAAAUGCUGCUGCGAGUUCAAAGGAGAAGGGAGGGACUUUAGUCAAGAACAUCAAGGAAGAAGAACUUUAUCUUUACUUUAUAGUGGAGAUCAGAUGGAUGGGUAAGGUUUGGAGAAAGGGGCAUGACUUAGAGCAGUCUACUCCUACUCCUAAAAAUAAAUAAACCAGCAAUUUAUAGGGCAUAUCCUAUUCAGGGUUGGUCAAUAACAAUCAUCUUUAAAUAUCAGUAAAUGCUUAUUGAGUUGAAUGAAACAAUAAAACAUGUUAUUACUAAGAUAAGGUAUUCAGGAUUGUAAGAUUACUUUUACUAGAUGGUCUGCUAUUUCAUAGACUAACAAAAAGGUGUGUACUUAAGGAUUUUGUGCAGUACCCAUAAGUGAGAGGGCCCAGACCUUUUUUUUUUUUAAAUCUUUUUAAGUGAGCCCCUCUUAUCAAUGUCAUUAAGUAACUCUACUGACAAUUAUGGUUUUAGAAAGGUUUUUGAGACACUGAGAGUUUAAGUGAAAUGCCCAGGGUCUCACUGUUUACAGAUAUGUUGAAUGCAAAAUUUGAGCCCAUUUUCCUGACAACAAAUAGAGCUAUCCCUCUGUUGUUCACUAUUACCUCUUAAACCUCAUAUUGGAGACCUAGAAGUCUUUAAAAGUGAGAAUAAAACUUAUAAUGUGUUUUAAAAGAAUGGAGAAGUAAACAGAUGCUUCCAUGUAUUCACGCAAUUAUCAAUUAUUUGUGCUUGUAAGAACUUUUGUGGAUUCGUUAGCCCUGAAAAAUUAUCCUUUAUGGUUUCAACAUGUGCAUGUAGUUUUUGUCACCUUGAAUUCCAUUUGAAAUAACAGACAUGAGUAUCUUUUAAGUUGUUUUUCCUAGUUGAAUCCUUUUCAUUGAGUAAAUUGAAGUGAAAUAUAAAUUAGCCUGUUUGUAUGUCUAGUUAAUUGACAUACACUUUUAAAAAUUUGAGAUAAUAAUUUUUAUUAUUUUCAUGUUGCUUUAUAUAGUUCAGAUUAAAAAAUUAAAAUAAUUGGCAAAUAACUUUUACAUUCAUAAUAGUUAUAGUUGGGAAUUCAUCAGUGUCUUUGUAGUAGCAGGAUCCUACAUGAAGAAAUCAGUUGUGAAAACUACAAGUAUUACCUUCCAUUCUUAAGAUGUAUGCUGGUAUAAGAUCAUCUAAAAAAGAGAAAUUCUAAGGCAGGUAUAGUCUAGGAUGAGUUCUUAACUUUUUUUAUGUUUGGAUAACUAUUUCAGUAUAAUUGGUUUCCUUUGUAAUCCUGUGUGUUGUAUUUUAUGUUUUUAAAAACAUUCUGAGACAGGGUCACACAGAAAAAAGUGAAGAACCCAUGGUCUGGGACAGUAAUGGUGAACCUUUUAGAGUCCCCCCCUUCCCCCCCCCCCCCCCAUGCCUCCCCUCAUCCCACCCAGGGAAGGGUAGAAACACUCCCAUUAGGCUGCUGGACAGAGGGACAGGAAUGUGAAAAAAUGUCAGGUACAGUGGAGAGGGGAAGGGGAGGCCCUCUGCCUUUCUAGUAACAAACUGGGGGGAGGAGGGGGGUAUAUGACCUCAUGCCUACAGAAAGCAUUCUGCAUGCCAUAGGUUUGCCAUCACUGGUCUAGGAUAAUAACAGAAUCUGACCUUGAAUUUUUUUGGGGAAAGAAAAUCUGGUUCCAGAAAAUUAGUUAUAUUAGUAACUAAAAUAAUUGAAUGUUAAGACUGAAAAGACAGGAUAAAUUAUGUACAUUAUUGAUAUCUCAAUGGCAAUUUCUUUAAAGGCUUUUUAAAAAAUUUUUUUGGAAUUGAAAUGUGUCUAUGAUCUUCUGUCAUCCUCAAUCUUAGGAGCCAAGUCCCAUAUCUGCAGUUUUAGAAUGCUUAAUAAGUGGUACAUCUGUAAGCAUAUUUAGUUUUAUCAUAGGACAGGGAGAAUUGGCUUAAGUAAAGAAGUUCAGGUAACUUAGCACACAAAGGUCAGUAGAACUAGCUUCACCUCUAUUCUAAAAGCUUCUUUAUUGACACUUAGAGAAGAAUUCAUAAACAACUAAGUUUAUGAAUUUACAAAUUUAAAGUUUUAUCCCCCGGUUUACUAACUCAGAUAUCAGUGCCAGGAUUCUAUAUUGACUUUAAGUUUUAGAGCAUUGACAGCUUCAUUGCUGGCACAUUUUGAUAUUUUGGAUAUGCUGGUGAGAUUGGUGCUUGUGGCCAGGUUACUGUUACAGCUGUGGUCAAGUCAACAAACAUUUAUUAAACUUUUAUUAUGUUCUACACACUGUGCUAUGCCCAUGGGAAUAACAAAAAAAGCUACUCCUCCACCUCCUAAAACAGAAACAGCUUUCUUGUUCCUUCGGUCAAGGAUUUCACAGUCUUUUAAGGGAGGCAACAUGCAAACCACUAUGUACAAAUAAGAUAUUGGGAGAUUGGGAAAGGCUUUAAUAGUAUGUGUCAAAAGCCUCUGAGAACUCUGGGUGCUCUAGGGAGAUAUGGGAACCAUCCAUGAUCUAUCCAGGGUCAUUCCACCUGAUCUAAUGUGCUCCUUCUUAAUGAGGAGAAUUUUAAGCAUGGAACCCUAUACCAACAAAAAAGACAUGUAGUUAGGAGUGAUAAAAGUGAUAAAGUUUGCUUGGCUCCUGGAGAGGAUAGUGAACAGGGCUCAUGGAAGGUGGAGCUCCUAGUCCCUAAAGAAAGAUUAACACUUCCAGCUGCUUAAAAUAGCUGUUUAUGGUCAAUUUUCUGAUUCUCUGUCUCUCUCUGUCUCUCUGUCUCUCUGUGUCUCUGUCUGUCUGUCUCUCUCUCCCUCCCUCUCUCUCUUUCUCCCUCCCUCCCUCCUCCUCCACCUUUUGUCAUAUUUUGCUUCCCAUAUCCCACUAGAUUGAAUACUCCUUUCUAAUGAUCAAAAAGGUUAAGCAAAAUAUCCCAGAGGCCAUGGCUUUUGGGAGGAACUAUGCUUUCUUUUUUUUUUUAAGUUAGAGCUUGAUUUCAUUUUUGUGAUAAUUUUUCCAUUUCUGUUGUUAUAUAAAUUGUCAUAGUUCUGCUUAUCUCACUCUAUAUCAGUUCAUACAGAAUUUUCUAAAUUCUUCCUAUUCAUUUUUUCCCCAAAACCUGUGAACUCCCCAUACAUACUACCAGUGAAUAUUGUUAUCAGUUCUGCAACUUAGUCUCAGAGAAAUUCAGAACCUGAAACAGGAAAUUAAGUGAUGGGUCCAGGGUCACAUAGUUAGUAUGUAUUGGAGGCAAUUCUAGAACCCAGGUCUUCCUGAUUCCUAAUUUGAUUCUAAUCCAAACUAUGUGACACUGCCCCAUAUCAUUUCUUACCUUACGAUAAUAUUUCAUUAGGGGGCAGCUAGGUGGGUCAGUAGAUUGAGAGCCAGGCUAGUGAUGAGAAGUCCUGAGUUCGAUUGUGAUUUCAGACACUUCCUAGGUAUGUGGCCCUGAGCAAGUCACUUCACCUCCAUUGCCUAACCCUUACUGCACUUCUGCCUUGGAACUAUAGUAUUGAUUCUAAGAUAGAAGGUAAAUGUUAAAAAAAAAUUUUUCCCCCCAUUAAUUUCAUACAGUAUUUAAAAAACUAUUUUUCAGGAGGCAUCUGGGUAGCUCAGUGGAUUGAGAACCAGGCCUAGAGAUGGGAAGUCCUAGGUUCAAAUCUGGCCUCAGACACUUCCUAGCUGUGUGACCCUGGGCAAGUCACUUAACCCCCAUUGUUUAGCCCAUACCUCUCUUCUUCCUUGGAACCAGUACACAGGAUUGAUUCUAAGAUGGAAGGUAUUGGUUUAAAAAAAACAACACACAACUGUUUUUCAUUCAUCAGAAACCUGUUUUGUUCCCUGUUCUUCAGAAAGUUUUGCUAUGUAUAUUUAAAUAUAUAUUGGAUUUUUGUUCUGUCUUUUACUACCUUGGGGUAGGUAUAUACCCAGAAAUGGAAUCAUUGGGUCAGAGGACUACAUUUCUAACCUGAUUGGAGGGAUAUGAUGUAAGCUUCCAUAGUAUUUUCACUAAUUCUUCAACCAGAUAACCCAGACUGAGAUUCUAUUAAGAAUUCUAAUCUGCAAAGAUUUCCCACUCCCUCUUCCCUCCCUCCACAAAUUUCAGUUUACUGUGGUACUCUGCACCUCCCUUUCUGUUCUUUAUUAGUAAGAUUAUUUACUGGAUACCACUAGCCAUCUGGCCUCUGCACUGGUGUAGGUAGGAAUGACAGGGUUCAGACUUUUGCAGGUAUUUCCUGCUAUCAUAUUCUAACCCACUACAUCUAGAAGUGGGCUAGUUUCACCUACUAUAAGUAACUACAGGUAUAUAAGUCUAUAAGUAACUCAAGACUGCUGCCACAAAGGCUAACGAAAAGAUUUUUGUUGUAUGUAAGAUUGGGGUUUUUGGUUGUAAAGAAUAUGGGAUUAGGGUUCAGUUUAGCAUAGUUCCUUCUCUCCCUCUCUGAGGGAGGUAAUUAAAUCAACUAAAAUGAAAUUUUACAAUUUGUUGCUGAUCUCUUUUGCCUUCUUUUAUCACCUUCAUUUUCAAAUAUCUCUUCUUCCCAUCCUAGAUUCAGAGAGCUAUUUCUUGUAACUAAGGAAAAGACAAUAAGCAGUUUAGAAAAAACUAAUAAACCAAUUCCAUACAUCAAGUCUGAUAAUAUAAACUGUGUUUUACCUCUCCAGAGAAGGGAGGGAGGUGCAUUAUCAUAUAAUCCAGGAAUAGAGUGAGGGUGAGUGUGGAUAUCAAGCUUGGUUGUUUCAUAGCCUUUAGUUAACAUUUUUUUAUGUAGAUGUUUGUUUGUUUCCCCCAGUUACAUUGUAGUUGUUGUAUAUUUUAUUUUCCUGAUUUUGCAACUUCUGCAUCAAGUUAGUAUUAGAGAAGCACAUUAGGACAUUAGCAAAAUACAGAAUCUUUCAGAAGAGCCACACAUAUGGGGAAAAUAAAUUGGGAGGCAGUUUGAUACAGUGGUGCUAGAUUUACUCCCUUACUCCUGAUUCCCUAUAUGUAAUAAGUUGAUAAAUCUUGUGAAGUUACUUCUGCAAUAUUUCAUGCAUUUGUCCCCAUCUCUCCAUAACAACUCCAAUAGUUCUGGUUGGUGUUAAUGCUUGCUUAGACUAUUGUUAACAGUCUUCUACAUUGUCUCCCUGCUUCCAGCCUUUUCUCUUUCCAAUCCACCCUUCACAUAGUGACUAAAAUAAUCUUAGAUUUAUAGGAACUGGUACAAAUUGAAAUCAGCAGAACUAGGAGAACAUUAUAUACCAUAAUAGAAAUACUGUAAUGAAAAUCAACUUUGAAAAAACUACCUAGUCUGAUCAACACAUAUGAUUUAUGAAAUUCCAAAGUAUUCAUGAUGAAAAAUUCUGCCCCCUCCAGAAAGAGAACUAAUGAAAUCUGAAUGUGGACUGGAACUUUUUUCCCCCCUUUCACAAAUGGCUAAUAUGGAGAUAUUUAGUAUAACUUCACAUAUAAAAUGGUACCAUCCAUGUAUGGGGGAGGGGUAAACAGAGAAAGAGAAUUUGAACCUUAAAAGUUUUGUGGUUUGUUUUGGUUUUUAAAGAAAAUUAAAUACUUAACAAAUUACAGGUCCCUAAGUACAGGUCUGACAGUGUCAUUUACCUGCUUGAGAAUCUGUGGUGACUUCUAUUUCCUCUAGGACAACAUAAAAACUCCUCUUGCUUAACGUUUAAAGCUUUUCACGGUGUGGCUCCAGUUUACCUUUCCAAACAUUUCACAUUACUCCCCUUUGUAUACUUUCUAUCACAGACAAAUGGACCCACUUGCUGUUUCUUAAGUUUAGCAUUCUAGGGGGCAGCUGGGUAGCUCAGUGGAUUGAUAGCCAGACCUAGAGAUGGGAGGUCCUAGGUUCAAAUGUGGCCUUAAUCACUUCCCAACUGUGUGACCCUGGGCAAGUCACUUGACUCCUAUUGCCUAUCCCUUACCACUCUUCUGUCUUGGAACCAAUACACAGUAUUGAUUCCAAGAUGGAAGGUGGUAAGGGUUUAAAAAAAAUUAGCAUUCGAUGUCCUACUUCAUACUUUUGUAUUGGCUGUCCUGAAACCUAAAAUGUAUUCAUUUCUUAUCUCUGCCUCUUAGAAUACUUAACUUCCUUUGAAGCAUAGGUCUAGUAUCACCUCUUCCUAAAUUGUAAGUGUUCCCUUAUCAAAUUGUCUUGCAUUUAUGUAUCUGUUUGCAAGUUAUAUCACUAAGUAGAAGGUGAAUGUCUCUGGGUAGGAGACUUUUUUUUUAUCAUUGUGCCUUCCAGAAUAAACUCAGAUGUCUAACAAACCAGGAAACAUCUUAAACUUGACUUGUUCAAACCUGAAUUCAUUCUUCCCAAACCCUCCCUUCUUCCAGAUUUUCCACUUUCUGUCAAAGGUAUCACUAUUUUUUCAAGUUCAUAGUGUUUGGAUUAUCAUUGACUCCUGCCUUACCAUCUCACAUAGUCGGUCAAUUUUCAAAUACUGCCAUUUCUACAUUCUCAACAUCUCUCUAAUUUGAUCCCUUCUCUCUUAUACAGUUUCCACUUUAGCUCAGGCCACAAUCUCUUCUUGCCUAGAUUAUUACAAAAUCCCCCUAAUUGGUCUCCCUGUCUCAAGGCUUCCUACAAUCCAAUCCAUCCUACACACAGCUGCCAAAGUGAUUUUCCUUAAGUGCAAGUUUGACAUUUGGUGCUGCUUAUUUCAUUCUGAUCCAGCAAAACUGUCCCCUCUGUUCAAUAUGCAUAACAAUUCAUGUCCUGUCUCCUACUCUUCUUUAAGACACAAUUCAAGCAUCAUCUUGAAAACAUGAAGCUUUUCCUAAUCUUUCUAACUGCUAGUAUAUUUCCUCCCAGACUACCAUAUUUUUAACUAUUUUAUAUAUUUGUUUUUAUUUACUUUUAUAUUUAUUCUGUAAGCACUGAUUACCUUCUCCAUAAUAGCAAAGACUUUAUAAGUAGGAUUGUUUCAAUGUCUUAUUCUUGUAUUCCCAUUGCCUAACACAUACCUCGUUAAUGAACAUUUAGUGAUUGAUUGUGGGAUUUGAAUUUUAAAUUAUAUGGAAUUCAUAAAGGCCAGUAUUCUGAUUUUACAAAUGAUACUGAGGAACUAAAUGAUUUGCCUGAGAUUACAUAGCUAGUUAGUAACAGCCACAGCUAGGCCCUUCCUACUCUAAAGCUGAAAUCCUAUGAUGAAGUCCAGACCUCCCCAUCCACUGUUCUUUUUACUAUAGAUGUUUUUCACCUAACAUUAGAAUUCAUUUUAUUAGUGUUUUAUAAAAAUUUAAUUAAAAAAUAACUUCAGGCAAAAUAAUGUUAUGGUGGGUAGAAUCUCUUUUUCUCUUGAUGCAUUCUAUACUGUACCAUACUUAUUUUUAUAUUUAUUUUAUUAUCAUCUGGUACCUGUUUCUAUCUCUAAUCUCUCAACACUCCCCCACCCAUCCCCAAGGUUAACACCUUAAAGCCUGAGACUAAUUUAUUUUUUUGUGCCCAGUAUAUAGUCUCUUGCUCAUAAACACACAACAAUAUUGGGUACAAAAUACUUACUAGGGUCUGAAGAUAUAAAGAGGGGGAAAAGCCUAUUCCUGCCCUUGAGGAACUUAUGUUCUAGUGAUGGGGACAAAAAUCUAGGAAUAGAUAAAUACAAAUCAAUAAUUCUAGAAAAAUCUCAAAGCAAAAUGAUGUUGGAAAAUUUGAGGAAACAAGAUAGAACAUCUUCAGCCAGGGUGUGUGGUUGGAUGAGGAAACAGAGAAGAAAAUUUUGUAGAAGAGGUUACUUUGAGCUAAACUUUAAAGUAUAUGGAUUCUGAAAGAUAGACCAGAGGAGGGAAAAGUAUACUCCAGGAAAGGGGAAUAUUUUUAAGAUUCAUGGAAGCAAGAGACAAGAAAGCAAAUUCAUAGAAUGGCUAAAGGGUUAAUUUUGAACUAGCACAUAGUCUUUGUGAAAGGGAAAAUUGUAAGAAAGCCUGGAACUGGAAAGGAAAAUUGUAAGUCUUCCUAAGAGUUUAAAUUUCAGACCAAGACUGGGGUUUUUUUUUGUUGUGAGGUGGUGGUGUGUGUGUGUGUGUGUGUGUGUGCGCGCGCGCGCGCACGCGCGUGCUUUAUCAUCUGUAUAAUCUGGAAAUAUUAAAGAUUUUUGAUCAGAGAAAUACCACCAUGAAAAUUUCAUUAGGAAUAUUUAGCAACUGUGUGAGUCAGAUUGUAGAAUGUCAAAGAGUGAACGCCAUUAAAGUAUUCCAAAUGAGGCCAGGAAGAGCAGGCUGACAAGAUUCAACAAUGGACUGAAUGUAAGGAGCUAAAGAAAGGCAAGUCAGAAAGGAUUCUUGAGCUUUCAGGCCAAAGUUGCAGAACAAUGCUUGUUAAAUUGAAGUUAUUCAACAGUUCAUUUAACUCAGAAGCUCAAGCACUCUCUGGGUUCUUACACGGCCUGGUACUUCAGAUUACUUUUGUUCUUGUAGGGUAUUUCAGAAUUUGUUCUUCCUUGAGCUUAAAAUUUUACCAAGUAACAUUAUAGGAGGAUUUUACAAUAUUAUGGUGGGGUUUGGUCAUAAUAUAUAACUAUUAUGAAAUUUGUAUUGCUUGGAGGCAUGUAACAUGGCCUUCGAUAACAAAAAGGGUAUUUUAAGAUUAAUUUGGCACUGAAAUACAGUAUGAAUGUUCUUAAAAUUUAUAUGGAAGUUUUUGCAGCUGAAAUUAUUAACUUGUGCUUUAGAGGUAGCAAGGUGGUAUAGUGCUGGGCCUAGAGGCAGGAAGACUUCAGGUCAGUUUAGCUUUAUGUACUUGCUGUGAACCUGGACAAGUCACUUAACCUGUGGCUGCCUCAGUUUCCUCAGCUGUAAAAUGGGCUAAUAAUAGUACCUAUGGUUCUAGGAUUGUGAGGAUCACAUGAGAUAUUUUUAAAAUACUUAGCAUGGUGCCUGGCACAUAGUAGGAACUUAAUAAAUGUUUGUCCUCUACCUUUCCCCUUCUUUAAUAAAGGCUGUGGAAAUGACUUCACAUAAUAAGGAAGGGAUAAAUGCAAAAAAGACAUUAUGAAGGAAGAGUCAGCUAAUGGUAACUAUCAACCAUAUAAAUAUAUAGUUAGAAAAUCAUUAUAUGUUGUAUUUGAUAUUUAUUCAUUUGAGGCAUCUGUGAUAGAACUAAAGGUAUACACGAUUUGCAAGAAGUAGGUCGGUGUUUGAUGAAUAGUAGAUUAAAGCUAUAUGGUCAUGGCUCUGACUCCUCUUAUCUCCCUAGAAAAAGACAGUAUGGGUAAAGAUGGUAUUUGAUAGUUACACUAUACCCUAAGAUACUUGUUCAAGACAAAUCCUAAAGUUAUUUGUUGUCUUUAUAAACAGUAUAUUUUUGAAAAUUCUCCAGGGACUUAGGACUAAAUGGUGAUUGGGGUGGAGGAGUAUAGGAGUGUCAAAAAGAAGUUAGGGCGAAUUUUAAGAUUUUACUUGAGCAGAAAGAGAAAUGAGCUAAGAAAUGUGAUAAAUUCUUGAGAAAAACCAAAUUUUGUUUCUUUCUACGACGCCAGUGAAGAAUAGGUCUAAGGAAGUAAAUAGAGGACCCAGGUUAUCUCUGCCCAGAUGUGGCAUCACAGUCAGAAUAAGAUGAAUCACACUGUGCAUUCAACCCAUGUAUGCAGGCAUCACACACAGUGCUCUGCCAUAGUACUGUGGUUCAUUUAUUAUAUUGCUUUUUUGGUACGUGCUUCUUGGACACACAAUCAAUCUUCUAUGUAUGUGACAUUCGACAAUUUGAUUGGAUAUUAUCAAAUCACCUAAACAACACUCUUGUGAUGUUACUACAACAAAGAAUUCUGUGAUCAUUUACUAGGUUUCUACAACACUCUGUGAUAGAUAUGAUUAAUGUGAAUAAAGCCAUUUGUAGGUUAGUACUCCUUGACCUGCUAAGGGGAUCGUUGUGCUUUUGGUCAGCUUUCACUAUCCAUCAUAAUUGCUUGGGAGCUGAACAACAAAACAUCUUCGUAUCUAGGUGUGAGGGCUUAAAGCAGACCAGUUUUGGGGUUUUCCUCAAUUUACAAGUUCUGUUUUUCUUGUGUUACUUUGAAGUGCUUAUCAGUGCUGCUUGGCUUCUGUUUCAACAAAUUCAUUGGAGUGUGGUAACUGUAGGAAAAGAUUCUUUAUAGUACUCAAGCUUUUGGCCGGUGUUUAUUGUAGGGCCUUGGAGAGUGUCUUGUGCUUAAGAAAGGAGGUGUCAUAGGCAAUAAUCUUUGGGCUUUAAUUGUGUAAUUGCAAUCUUUUCUGGAUAAUAACCAAGGGGGCUUAAUGUAGGGUAUAUAUUUAUUGAUUCUAUUAGUAUUUGCUCUCAUAUUAUUUCUCCUGUAUUGGGGAGAGAAAAAUAAUUAUAACAAGUCCAUUAGUGGGGAAAAUUUGGGAAGAGAAGUCACAGAGGGGGAUCAGCAGGGAGGCCUCAUUCUGGGGUCUGCUUUGCAGACCUCCUUUCCUCAAACUGUGACCUUGUCAGCCAGUCAGGGUAUGAUGGCCUCCAGCAGCAGUUUAAAAAAAUUUUUUUUUUAAUAAAAUAAAUGGUGAUGAUUACAGGGAUGGACUUAAACCAGUUAGCAGAAGAGGUAAUACAAGUGAAUAUUUAUCUGAAUUUGGAUCAUAAAAUGUUUGCUUAGCAAACAUAAGAUAAUGCCACAAUACAGCCACAUGCUCUGUUUUCCAAUAUUUGAAAAAUUUUUGCAUAAAAUUUCCUUUAGAAGUAGUUUUAUAGUUUUGAGGGCACUACAACUCUUAAUAGUAUAUAAAAUUAUACUCCAGUAAUAGUGGAUUGUUUCAGAAAAAAAGUGCAAAGACUAUUAUAACAAAAAACUAAAACUAUUGAAUGAAAUCUUCCCAACAGUACUGGUUGAUAAUACACAAGUCAGAAAUUUUUGGAUUGGUGGAAUUUCUUUGGAACUUGACCUGAUCAGCAGUUUAUACUAAAAAACAAAAAAUGGAGGAAAAAAAUAUAGAAAAUAGAAAGUGAGCUGACCAAGUAAAAUGUUAUCAGCCAAAGUUGGCAAAGAAAGCCAUGGUUUAGGGUAGUCAGGGAAGGGAAAAUAUAGGAACAUCACCUUUCAUAUAGCUAGCCUAGAUAGUUAAGGGUUUAAAAUUAAAUUGCCAUCUGUUAUCUCCCUUCAUUUCCUCAGCACACUGUUAAAUAGGUAGGGCAAGAAUUGGGCUUCAUUUUUUAGGCAGAGAACUUGGGGGAUUUUCCAAGGUCAUAUGUUAUGUGAGCUGAUCAUGAUAUGAACCUUAUGACUGGAUUUGAGCCCAGGACUUCUUUCACAAGAUCACAUUACUAAAGUGAAGUUCAGGAAAAAUGUCCAUUUACUUGAUAGAAAUGAAUGAAUGAAUGAAUGAAUGAGUGAAUGAAUGAAUGAAUGAAUGAAUGAAUGAAUGAAUGAAUGAAUGAACCUUUUAUUAAGCACUUGCACCAGCAACUUUGCUAGGUUCAGGAGAUACAAAGAUAGAAAAGAAAUAAUCCUUGCUCUUAAGGAUUUGAAUUCUGUUGGGGAGACUACAGGUACAAAGUGAAUAAAUGUAAAGAGUUUUUGCUUUGUUUAAUUUAUUCAAUUUUUUAAAAUUGGGGCUUUAAGACCAGAUUGCCAAAAGAGUUUGUGACACAAGAAAAAUAAAGAACUUGUAUAGAAGAUGACAUUUGAACUAAAAUAAACUUGGAUUCUAAGAAACAACUAAAAGAGUGUACAUUCCUUCAAUGGGGGCAGCCUGUGCAAAAAGGCACAAACACAGGAGACUGAUAAUCAUGUAUAAGGAACAUCAAAAAGGUUAGUUUGAUUGGACUAUAGAGAAUAAGAUAGAGAUUAAAGUAGAUUUAAAAAUUUGUUUGGAACCAGAAUGUGAAAGGAUUUAAAUGCCAGAGUUGUUUUUUAUUUGAUCCUCUAAGUAAUGGACAGGUAUUGGAGUUUAGUGAGCAAGGAAGUGAUAUUGCACCUGUGCUUUUAAAAAGUCACUUUGGAAGUUUGUGUAGAAUUUGGAUUAGAGAAGGGGAAAAGUUUCAGUAGGAAUUUAGUUGUAGUAGAUGAACAACAGAAGGAAAGGAAUGCAAGUGAUAUGGAGAAAAUACCAAUAAGAUUUAGUAACUCAUUUUAUGAGAUAAGGAAGAGUAAGGAGUUAAUAAGUGUUAAUAAUAAUAUGACUCCAGAGUUGAGAAUCUGGGCAACUGCAUAAGUAUUGUAGUCCCCUUCAAAGAAAGAGAGAAGUAAGAAGAGGCUUUAAAUUUUAACCCAAGAUGAGCCUUGUCUUGGAUAGUUUAGAUUUGAAAUGCCUGUGGGACAUCCAUUUCAGAAUGUUCAAUGGGAGCACUUGGUGAUAAUGGAACUAGACUUAGGAGAAAGACUACAGCUAUCUUUUUGGUAGAUUUGGGAGGUAUCCAUAUAGAGAUGAUUAAACUCGGGGAAGUUGACAAGGUUUUUAAGAGGACUGAGAAAAGAAAAGAAAUGAGUCCAGGACAGAGCUGAGAAUACUCCUAUGGUAGGAAGUGUGAUAGGGAUGACAUUAGCAGAGAGUAGGAAUGAUCAUACAAAUAGCUAAACAGUCAAAGGAGAGCAACAGUAUUGUGAAAAUUCAGAGAAGAGAGCAAGAAGGAUAAGACCUGAGAAAAGCUGCAAAGUUGGUAGUUAAGAGAUGAUACUUCAGAUAGUAGCUUUGGAGAGAGUAAUUUCUGUGGAUGAUGAGUUUGGAGGCCAGUUUGCAAGGAGUUGAAAAAUGAGUGAGAGUUUGAUUAUGGAAGAGAAAAGUAUAGGACAGUAAUUUGAGGAGACAGAAGUUCCAGGUGAGAAUUUUGUAAGGAUUAGGGAAAGUAGAUAGAGGAAAACUGGGCAUAUUGAUAAGUAGCAAGGAAGACACCAGUAGAUAGAUCAAAGAUGAGAGAGAAAGCAAAUGAUUGAAGGCAGUUCCUUCCUCUAUUUACCCCCCCCCCAAAAAAAAAAUACUAGAUAUGUGUGGCAAUACUUUACUUCAGUUCUUGAAAAUGGUAUUCUCUGGGUUUGUUUUUUAGGUUUUUUAGUUUUGCACUCUGAUUUGUAUGAUAACUAGAUCUAGAUUUAAAACAGUUUUUUGAGUCCUAGUUCUAUCACUUAGUAACUGUGUGACCCUAAAUAAGUCACUCAGCCUUUCUGAGUUACAGUUUCCUUAAUUAAAAAGUAAAUCAAACAAAACUUAUGCCCGGUAACUCACAGAAUUUUGUGAGGAAAGUGCUUUGCAGUCUUAAAUCAUUAUACAGAUGUUGUUAUUCCAAUCUCAUUUUUAUUCUUGGUGCUGCCCAAGUACAUUUACAUGUCUGAAUGAAAGUGUCUGACAAGUAGAUGGUCUUUAUUUGGGAUAAUUAUACUUAAGAUAUUCAAGAGAAGUCAAAAGUCAGAUAAUGAAAUCAAAACAGGUUAUGCUAUAGUGGAAAGCAGCACUAUAUUUGAAACCAGAAGUUCAACGUUUGAAUCCUGGCUGUACCACUUACACUAUUGUGAUCUUGGUCAAACUGUUUUACCUUUGUAGUAUCUAGGCUUCCUAAUGACUACUUGGAGUGCCAGCAUAGAGUACAUCAGGAUAUUGAAAGGGGAGAAGGAGAUAGCAGCUGCUGGCUUUUUUUCCUUUUUAAAAAAUAUGGAUUAUAAAGCCACAGAUUUCAUAGAAUAUAAGAUCAUGAGACCAUAGAACUCAUCUCAUCCAAAUCUCUACCCAAAUUAUAACGACUUAAAUGCACACACUUAAGUGCAAAGCACUUUCUUCACAACUAACUUCUUGAGGAAAGGCAUAUAAGCUGCUUUUUUUUUUUUUUAAUAAGGUCGUGGUUUAACUAUGAGCACAAGGCUUGUAAAUUGUGGUGCUAGUACCUGGACACAAAACAGGACUCUUUGCACUAAAACCUGAAACCUCUCAUCUGCAAGAUUCUUCUAGUCUCAGCAUAAGAACAGUCUCCUGAGUUGUGACAUUUUUAGACUGUUCUGGUUUUUUCCUUAUUGAUAUAAAAUUUUCUUCCCAUAAAUUUGAAGUGCAAAAUAGAUUAUUUUCAGCACACACAUACUGCUGUCUUUCCAAUAGGCAUGUGCUCAGUAAUUACAAAAUUACUUAAAUGAGACCAAUCCUUAUUUUUGUGGUUAAAUAGAAAGGGCAGCAGAUUGGGAUCUAUUAAAGCCCAGUUCUUUGAAUCUUCCUGAGUGACUGUAGGCAAGACACUUUGCCUUUAUGUGAUCUGUAAGAUCCUGGAUAGCAGACAGUACCAGAAUCUUUUCCCUGUUCCCAUUUAUGAGAUGAAUGACCUUGAAUAAGUAAUUUACUAAACAUAAUUUAUUAAAAACAGGAUAUAUAAGCAGGAUUCCUGGAUUUUGUUUUAAUGAUCCUGUGUUAUUCCUGAUCUCAAUUUCUAAAAGAGGAUUUGUGGGACCAGGUUGAUACUAGAUGAUUUGAGAAAUACUGGUUGGUAAGGGUUUUUUUGGUUUUGGUUUUAACCAAAAGCUGAUGCCACUCCAUAACCUGGAGUAGUACCAUAGGCUCUGAAGAACCAAAAUUGCACUGAGGACAUAUUGAGAACCCAAGGAAAAUUUAGGCUGGAGUAUAGAUAGGCUUAUCAUGUAUUAAUGAUUUUAUUGGAAAACUGUUGAUCAGAGCAUCCUUAAAGCAAGGAGUGCAUGUUGACCAUCUUAACUGAAGCUUCUGCUGUUAUUGGAGUUCAACUCUUUAAGACAAUUUUCAACCCUAAGAACUAUAAAUUGAAGUUUACAUUUGUUUGGGGAUCAAGAAGUCCUAGGGCUUUAUCUUAAAGGGAUGGAAAAACUUAAUAUGAUACAAGAAAUGUGAUAAAGAACCAAAGAAUAGUGGUAUUUGAUGCUUUAUGGUUUACACAGGAUUUUCACAUAAACACUGUUAUUUCUUUUUCACAACAAUCUCAUGAAUUAGACAAAAGAAUUGUUGGUAUACUUAUUUUGCAGAUUAGAAACUGGUUCAGAAAGACCAAGUAACCAGCCUAAAGCAAUAAAACUAGUAAAUGAUAGAACUAGGACUUACUAGUACGUUUUGCACUAAACAAUGUAAUUCCUAGUUGGCCUCAGCUAGCUACUGGUAUGCCUGUUUCAAAACCUAGCAUGAGACUGGCCAACCACUUAAUCUCCUCCUUUGAAAAUAUUUCUACAAUAUGGAAUUUUAGAGCUCUACUGUAUCUUAGAGUUCAUUUAAUCCAACACCUUCAUUUUAUAUAUGAAAACUGAGGUCCUAAAGAGUGUUGUUUUGGCUUUUUACAUUCUGGUUCAGUGUAGAUUGGUGUAGGGAGAAGAGCACUAUAUUCCCAAUUAAAGGACAUUUGAAUCCUAACUCUGCUACUUGUUACCUGUGUGACUUUAGACAAGAUAUUUAAUUCUCUGGUCUCCUGAGAAGGUUAGUUAGGCCAGAUAAUCUUUAAUUUUAUUUGAAGUCUUUAAUCCUAUGAUUCUUUCUAUAGGAUGUGAUCUUUGAUGUUACCUCUUGCCUAUUCCCCCAUCUAUCUGUCCAUAUCCUCUCCCAUGCAAACAUUUCUCUGACCAUGACAGAAGUCAAUGGGAAGAUUUAUUUUAAAUCAUUAAGCAUUUAUUAAAUGCCUACAAUGUUCCAAGCACUCCACUAGGUUGUGGGGAUACAAAAACAAAAGUGAAAUAGACUACCCUCAAGCUUAGUUGCCAUAAGGGGAUAAAAACUUGUAGAAAAUAUAUGUGCGCAUGUGUGCAUCUUAUCUACGUUUUGUAUCCUAAGAGAGUUGCCUAGAGUGACAAAAUUGGUAUUUGUCAAAGGCAGAAAGGACUUGAAUUCGUUCCUGGCUCUGAGGCCUCUUUGUAUUUAAAAAUGAAACAAAAUGAAUACAACGAAAUUCAGAUAGUAGUAGUUUGGAGGAUCAAGAAAUUCCACAUGUAGGAAGUGUUGUUUGAAUUUCAUUUUGAAGAAAACUAAGGCUUCUAAGAGGCUAAAUGUGAAGAAAAAUGAAUUCCAGACAUGAGAGGCAGCCUGCAUAAAAGGCAUGGAAGUGAAGAAUUAUAUGUGAGUAUAAAGAUAGUUUGUUUGGUUGGACUAAAAAGAGUCUGGAAAGGCUAGAUGAAACCAGUCUGUUAAAAGAUUUAAAUAGCAAACAAAAGAUAUUUUAUUUUAAAGAUGAUUGGGGAAGGGGGGGUUGCCAGAUGACUCAGUGGAUUGGGAGCCAGGCUUAGACAAGGGAGGUCCUAGGUUCAAAUCUCACCUCAAACUAACUGGUUGUGCGACCCUGGGCAAAUCACUUAAUCCCCAUUGUAUAACCCCACUCUUCUUUUUUUUUAAAUUAAGUUUAUUUAUUUAAUUCAUUAAUUUAGAAUAUUUUUCCAUGGUUACAUGAUUCAUGUUCUUUCCCUCCCCUCCUCCCACCCCCUCCAAUAGCUAACAAGCAAAUCCACUGGGUUUUACAAGUGUCAUUGAUCCAGACCUAUUUCCAUAUUAUUAGUAUUUGCACUAGGGUGAUCAUUUAGACUCUAUAGCCCCAAUCAUAUCCCUAUCGAACCAAGUGAUCAAGCAAAUGUUUUUAUUCUGUUUCUGGUCCCACAAAUCUUUGUCUGGGUGUGGAUAGUGUUCUUUCUCACAAGUCCCUCAGAAUUGUCCUGGAUCAUUGCAUUGCUGCUAGUAGAGCAGACUACUAUAUUUGAUUGUGCCACAGUGUAUCCAUCUCUGUGUACAUUGUUCUCCUGGUUCUGCUCCUUUCACUCUGCAUCAGUUCCUGGAAGUCCUUCUAAUUCACAUGGAAUUCCUCCAGUUUAUUAUUCCUUUCAGCACAAUAGUAUUCCAGUACCAACAGAUACCACAAUUUGUUCAGCCAUUCCCCGAUGGAGAACACCUCCUCAUUUUCCAAUUUUUUGCCACCACAAAGAGCAUGGCUAUACAUAUUUUUGUACAAGUCUUUCCUUAUUAUCUCUUUGGAGUAUAAACCCAGCAGUGCCAUACCACUCAUCUGCCUUGGAAACAAUACAUAGUAUUGAUUCAAAGACAAAAAGGGUAAGAGUUUUUGUUCUGCUUUUCAAUUAGUGAUAGGGAUCAUCCACUAGGAUUUCUUGAAUAGUACAAUGACACCAUUAAGGGAAGUUAAAUUCAGGUCUUGAGAUUUGAAGUCCAGACUCUUAGAUAAGAUAAUAAAAAAAUUCUGUAAUCACUAAAUGCAAUAUAAAUAUAGGUUACCAUUAUUCAAUUUUUGUGACUUAAGUGGCACAUAUGCACACAUGUGCCUCUGUGUGUGUGUGUGUGUGUGUGUGUGUGUUUUACUUACUUGAUGCCUUCCAAUUAUAUAGGACCAUCUCUUUUGUUUCUCCCCAGAUAUGUGUACUAUAGAUGGUAUAUUUAAUAACUAAUAUUCAAUAGAUUUUGGACAGACUUGUCAUUAGCCAUAAAUUUUUCAGUCCAUUAUGAAUGUCUAUCUAAAAUUGUAAGAAAGGUCAGAAGUUCAAAGUUUAUUCUUUUCCCCUUAAUGUCUCCCUCAACUUUUUAGCACCAAGCAGAUACAAAUUAGUGAGUUCAGUGAUGUAAUGAUUAAUUGUAUGUUUGAAAUUUAUUUUCCCAGAUGACAUAAUUUUCCACAUUCUCAGCUGAAGGUAUUUCUGGGGAGAUAAUUCCUGGAUCUUUUCACUGCAUAUAAGACAUACAGUAAUAUAUGAAAGUAUAGGGACAGAUAGAGUGCCAGGCUUGGAGUUGAGAGAACCUCUGUUCAAAUGUGGUUCCAGAUACUUACUAGCUAUGUGACCCUGGACAAGGUUAAAUAACCCUAUUUGCCUAGUCCUUGCCCUUCUGUCUUGGAGUUGUAACUAAGACAGAAAGAGUUUUAAAGAAAGGGAUGGGGUGAGGGGAACAGUACAAUAAGGAAGUAGAAAGUGUUAUAUAAAUAGGAAGAUUAGAUUACUUUCAUGGGGGAAGAAUCAAGGAAGGAAUUGUAGAGGAAGUAGUUUUGGGGGAGGAGGGAAUUAUAUAUAGUCAUGGGUAAGGGGAUUGUUCAGGCAAAGAGAACAGAAUGAGCAGUCAUGGAGGUAGGACAGCGGCUGCAAUUUUGAAGAACUGUGAAUACUUCUGCUUGGAUCAUAAAAUAUGCCAAUAAAAUAGAAUAAUAGAAUGAGAUAACGCUGGAAAACCAGGUUAGGGCCAGAUUGUAGGAGGAAGGACCUUGAAUCCUAGGAUACUUUUAUUGGAUUUUAUUUGUUAGGUAUUCUGAAGUCAUUGAACAGUUAGGAACAUGGGGAAGACAGCAGCGUUAAUUAUAAACAUCCUCAGAAUCAUUACAAAGAUUUUUCUGGCAGCAGUAUAUAAGAUGGAUGAAAUUGGAAUUGGGGAACAUAUUGAAGGUUAAAAAGCUAGUUUUGAGGCUAAUAAUUUAAGCAAAUGGGAAGUUAAGUUAGUGUGGUGGCAAUAGAUGAAAGAAACAUUUAACAGGAAUUUAGUCGAUUGGUUGUUGAGGGGGAGAGGACUCAAAAUUAUGCUAAAGUCCAAAGCCUGGGUGAAUUAACUGAUGAAUGAAUAAUGAUAUAGUUAACGAAUUAUAUAUAAAUUGAGAAGAGAAGCUAGAUGGCUUGGAGUUGGGGAGGUAGGUUAGUGCAUGUUGAGGGAACUUAAGGUGUGAAGAGAGAGAAUACCUAACAGAUUAGAAAUAAUGGGAGUUUGAGGGAAAGAUUGAAUCUAGAGAGACAGCUUUGGAAGUCACUUGUAUAGAAGUGAAAAUUGAGCUAUGUAAGACUAUUAGAAAAAAGGGAGCCAAUAAACUGAGUUCUCAGUAAAAACUUAAAAAAAAUUCUUUGUAUUAUAUUCAUCAGGAUUUGCAAAACAAUUAGUAUAUUUUAACCUUAAUUUUCCUUUUAGUUGUUUGAUUAUGUUGGGGAAAUUACCCUUAGGAACAAUUAGUAAGUUUGCCAUAUAACUUUAUAUUAGUUAAAAUAGAAUUACUGUUAUAAAAAUUAAAAAGGUGAAGCUUGUUACUCAUUUUGUUAGAAACCAUUUUAAAAUUUAAUUUGAAUAUGUUGUAUGCCUAUAUACUACCUUAAUUUGGGCACAUUCUAGACUUGGGGUUUUUCCUUUCUACCCAGCUUCAUUUAUCUUUCCUAUGUUUGCAAAGCAUUUAGCUGGCAUUGAACACCAUUAUUUACUUUUUAAGCCAGUUAAUAUUUAGUGCUUCUCUCUAGAGUGGGAAGGGAGAAACUUUUGGUUUUGAAAUGGACCCAUUGGAAACAUGGGAAAAUGGUUGAGAUGUCCCCUCCCUUUUGAGUUAUUUUUAAUUUUUAAAAGGUUGAAUUUUCCUGAGUGUAACACACUAAUAUUUUCUUGCCACUCCUGUUCCCCAUCCGCCUCUUUUGUCUAAUUAACCAAAUAAAGUUUUUUCAAGCAGUAACCUUUUUGUCUAGAAUUCAUAGUGCAUGUAUCGAUAUAUCUGUGUAGGGAAUGCCUCAUGAAUCAGCAAUAAGUACUCAUUUAUUUAUUUAUUUGUUGGGUGCUGAUCAUGUGCCUGUGCUGAGUAAAUACUGUUUUUGCCUUCAAGGAGCUUACAUUCUAAUGAGGGGGGCAACUUGCAAACUAUGUACAGACAAGAAUUACAGGGUAAGUUGAAGGUAAUCUCAGAUGGAAAGUACUAGCAACUGAGAGACUGGAAAAGGCCUCUUGAAGAAGGUGAGAUUUGAGCUGAGUCUUGAAGGAAGCCAAGAGGGAGAGCAUUCUAGGCAUAAAGGACAGGCAGGCAAGGCAAGGAAUUUGGGACUUGGAAAGUCAUUAAAUGAACAGCAGGAAGACUAGAUAGCAAUGUCAAGUCACUGGACCUGUCUAGCCUUUUAAGAUAUAGAAAAUAACUUUGCUUUUAAAGAACUCAUGCACUAAAAUGAGGAAUAUUUACCACCUGUCUGACUCUGAGGAAGUCAUUCCUUUCUCUGCAGAUCAUCAGAUCAACUCUCCUUAACUUAUAGCCUUAGAAAGUUGCCCAAGCUGUUGCAGAAAGCAGAACUUCAGCUGCUCUAUUCAUCACAAUAGAGUGCUUUUCAUCAUACUUGACAAACGAUAGUAAAUACAUACUCUUAUACCUUUUCUGAGAAUUAGGAAUAAUGACUUUUCCUAUUGGGAUGUUCCUUGGUCCAAGGCCUGCUUAAUAUGGAAAGAAAUGACAUUUGACCUUUUAGUUUGCUUUUUUUUUAAUGUCUAGUUUAUUUUCUAUGAUUUAACAUGUUAAGUGGAUUAAUAAUAAAUCUUGAUCAGUAGUUUUAGACCAUACUCCCCCUAGAGUUCUUAGUCUCCAGCAAAGGUUAAUUCAAAGUGUUAUUGGUGCUGCUUAUACUGAGACAAAGCUCAAAGGAGAUCACUUGAAGAGUAUUAUUCAUUCAAAACAGAACUGAAAUAUGACUUGACUUUCUAAGAUACGAAGAUGAGAAGUUAAACUCUAGGCCUUUUGGUUGUAUCUUUUAGGUGGAGCUUUAAAGAUUCCCUGUUUUAUUUUGUUUUGGUUUUUUUAUUUGAUUUUUUUCUUUAGAAUUUGUCUUUCGGUGAUGGAUUGGGCUAUACCAUUUUCCAGCUCCUAAAAGCACUGCUUCUUGAGGCCCCAAAUUAUAUUUGGCCAUAUUAAGAAAACAUAUAGAACUAAAUCAUUGCCAUUCGGAUGUCAGACAAAAAAGCCUAGUUUUUAGCCAGAAUGAGUGUUUAGUCUUGUGAAGUUUUUUAAAACAAUCCAAAUCCAUGCCAAACAUCACUUCAAAUCAAAGUAGAUAAGGAAUAUAAUUGGACAAAAAGUAUUAUCCAUUUAUUCUAACUCCAGUAGAUUUUAGUAUUUUAACUUGGCUGGUACCUUUUCCCUCCUCUCCUAUUCCCAUCCCCAGUUUUGUAUUUUCAAGCAGGAGAAGUUGUAUGUGUUAACAAGAAAUAGAACAGAAAUCCCAAGUCCUGGUGUAAAUAUUAUGAAAACUGGUUGGUGCUGACCACUUUCUUCCCCACCCCCACCCUGAAGUAGUAGGAGGGGAGAAGUCCAACUGUUAACUUUAACCCAUCCUAUCUGCCUGCUAGAAGGCCUGUUUUCCACCCUAAUGGUUUCUGCCUAACAAAUGGUGUUUCUUUCUUACAGCAUUUUGAUCCUGGACUUGUUGUGGUGAUGGUAAACUUAGCAGUGGGAGAACAGAUCCCAUUCCUAUCGUUGUCAAGUAUGAUGUCAUGGGUAUGGGUCGAAUGGAGAUGGAGCUUGAUUAUGCUGAAGAUGCUACCGAACGGAGGCGUGUCCUAGAAGUGGAAAAAGAAGACACAGAAGAGCUGAGACAGAAAUACAAGGAUUAUGUUGAUAAAGAGAAGGCCAUUGCCAAAGCCCUAGAAGACCUUCGAGCUAACUUUUACUGUGAACUCUGUGACAAGCAAUAUCAGAAACACCAGGAGUUCGACAAUCACAUCAACUCCUAUGAUCAUGCACACAAACAGAGAUUGAAAGAUCUCAAGCAGAGAGAGUUUGCUCGGAAUGUCUCCUCAAGAUCUCGGAAAGAUGAGAAGAAGCAGGAAAAAGCUCUGCGACGGCUACAUGAAUUGGCAGAGCAGAGAAAGCAAGCCGAAUGUGCCCUUGGAAGUGGCCCUAUGUUCAGACCAACCACAGUUGCUGUAGAUGAAGAAGGAGAAGAUGACAAGGAUGAGUCAACUACCAGUGGCAGCUUGGGAACCUCUGCUUCUUCUGGCCUAAGCAAUGAAUUUAUCACAGACAAAGGAGGCCCAUUUACUUCUGUAUUACCCAGUGGCACUACUGGUCUUGGACAAGCUCCUGUUUUGGCCCCCCCAGCUAUCAGUUUUGGCAUCAAGAAUAAUUUGGGGACUCCCUUGCAAAAGUUAGGGGUCUCCUUUUCUUUUGCCAAAAAAGCCCCAGUCAAACUUGAAUCAAUAGCAUCUGUCUUCAAGGACCAUGCAGAGGAAGGUAGCUCAGAAGACAGCACAAAAUCUGAUGAGAAGGGCUCUGACCCAGGAGCAUUACAGAAAGUGGGUGAGUCUGAUAGCAGCAAUAAUCCUGAAGGCAAAAAAGAAGAUGAAGAUGCACAUGAAAAAGAUGGUGGGUCACUUGCCUCGACACUAUCCAAGCUUAAAAAAAUGAAACGAGAAGAUGGCACUGGAGCUGCAGAACCUGAAUAUUACCACUAUAUCCCCCCAGCUCAUUGCAAAGUGAAGCCCAACUUCCCCUUCCUUCUCUUCAUGCGAGCCAGUGAGCAAAUGGAAGGGGAUCAUAGCACACACCCAAAGAAUAACCCUGAAAGCAAAAAAAACAAUUCUCCCAAGCUUAAGAGCUGCAGCAAGCCAGCAGUAAACCAAGGAGCAGAAAAGAUGGUGAAUGAAGCCCUGGUACAACAGAAGGACAUAAAUGUGAUUGAGUCUACAGAGCCUAAAAGCAAGGCUGAAGCAAAGGAGGCCCAAAUGGAUGCAAGUGACCAGAGUAGAAAUAGUCAGCAGCUUGCAGAAAAUCAAAUCCCUGAAUCCAGUCCUUUUAAAGAAGCUGCCCAGAAUACUCCAGCAAGGAAAGAGGGCCCAGAGGGACCUAAACAUCCUACUGGUCCCUUCUUCCCAGUUUUGAGCAAAGAUGAAAGCACUGCCCUCCAGUGGCCAUCAGAACUGUUGAUUUUUACCAAGACAGCGCCCUCCAUUUCAUACAGCUGUAACCCUCUAUACUUUGAUUUUAAGUUGUCAAGAAAUAAAGAUGCCAGAGCAAAAGGGAUAGAAAAACCAAAGGAUCCAGGAGGACCCUUGAAGGAACAUUUCCAGGGUUCUGAUCCGGGGGAUAUAAAGAACAAGGAAGCGGGGAAUGUAAGUCAUAGUUCAGGGGAAAAAACAGAUGCUAUGCCCUCAGGAUCAGCCUGUAGCAGCCUUCACAGGCAGGAUCCUGGGGAGAGCCAUGGGGAAGAUGUGGAGGACAAAGGCAAGAGCCUCCUUAGCAGGAAAGAGCGAGCUGCCAAGUCACACCGACACAAGAAGAAGAAGAAGCACAAAAAGUCCAGCAAACAUAAGCGAAAACACAAAGAUGAUCCAGAAGACAAGGUCUCUAAAACUGAGUCUGGGGAGAAGUCCAAGAAGCGCAAGAAAAGAAAACGGAAGAAAAAUAAGUCGUCAGCCCCCACAGACUCAGAGCGGGGACCUAAACCAGAGCCCCCAGGGAGUGGAAGCCCUGCACCCCCCAGGAGACGGCGGCGCACACAGGAGGAUUCCCAGAGGAGAGCACUUCCAGCUGAUGAGGGGAAUAGUAGCAAAAAGGAGGAGGGGGGAGGGAGCAGCAGCAGUGCCCAGGACCAUGGUGGCAAGAAACACCGAGCUGAUCCACCUCCAUCUGCCUGCCAGCGAAGAGCAGGUGCUAAGCGAAGGAGUAGCCAGCCCAGCAGUGGAGAUGAGGAGAGUGAUGCCACUUCCUCACGCAGGCAGCACCAGAAAUCUCCAUCCCAGGACAGUGAGGAUGAUGACGAAGAUUCUGGCAGUGAACACUCCCGGAGCUGUUCUCGGUCUGGCCGGCACCAUUCUUCCCAUCGCUCAUCUCGGCGAUCCUAUUCAAGCAGCUCUGAUGCUUCUACAGACCAGAGCUGCUACAGCCGGCAGCGUAGUUACUCUGAUGACAGCUAUAGUGACUACAGUGACCGGUCACGAAGGCAUUCAAAGCGAUCACAUGACUCAGAGGAUGACUCAGAUUAUGCCAGCUCAAAACAUCGGUCCAAGCGGCACAAAUACUCAUCUUCAGAAGAUGACUAUAGCCUCAGUUGUAGCCAGUCACGAAGUCGUUCACGGAGCCAUACCAGAGAGCGAUCAAGGUCCAGGAGCAGGGGUCGGAGCCGGAGCCGGAGCAGCAGUUGUAGUCGAAGCCGGAGCAAACGAAGAAGCCGGAGUACAACAGCCCACAGCUGGCAGAGGAGUCGGAGCUAUAGUCGCGACCGUAGCCGUAGCACUCGAAGCCCCUCCCAGAGAUCAGAUUCUAGAAAAGGCUCGAGAGGUCAUGAGAGCCCUGAAGAAAGACGAUCAGGUCGCCGGGAUUUUAUCCGUUCCAAAAUCUAUCGCUCCCAGUCCCCACACUAUUACCGGUCAGGUCGAGCUGAGGGACCUGGAAAGAAAGAUGGCAGAGGGGAUGACAGUAAAGGGUCAGAGCCACCUUCCCAAAAUAGCAGUGUCCCAACAAGGGUAUCUGAUGGUGACUGCAGCCCAGAGGAUAAGAACUCAGUCACUGCUAAGCUGCUAUUAGAGAAGAUUCAGUCAAGGAAGGUUGAAAGAAAACCAAGUAUAAGUGAAGAGGUACUAGUUAUCCCAAACAAGGUAGGGCUCAAAUUGAAGGAUCCCCCACAAGGUUACUUUGGGCCUAAGCUCCCACCCUCCCUUGGUAGUAAGUCAGUACUCCCAUUGAUAGGAAAGCUUCCUGCCACUCGCAAGCCAAACACCAAAAAAUGUGAAGAAUCUGGCUUGGAGCGGGGUGAUGAGCAAGAACAGUCAGAGACAGAGGAGGGGCCCCUGGGCAUCAUUGAGGCCACAUUUGGACACCAGUGCCCUUCGGAGGACACAGCAAGGCCCACAUCAGACCCACUUCCCGAAGAGCCAAAGCCUGAAGAAGGCACUGCCGAACACUCCACAGCCCCUUUGAAUACCCCAGCACUCCCUAACUGCUAUCCUGGGGAUUCCACCAUGCCCCACAACUACCUCCCUGAGCCCAGUGAUGGGGAUGCCCUGGAGCAUCUAGAAGGGACUACUCAACCAGUGCCCGGUGAAUCUAGUGCCCUCCCUUUAGUCCCAGAUAUGGAACACUUCCCCAGCUAUGCACCUCCAAGUGGGGAACCCAGCGUCGAGUCCCCUGAUGGGGCUGAUGAUGCCUCACUGGCCCCCCUAGAGAGUCAGCCCAUCACUUUCACCCCGGAAGAGAUGGAGAAGUACAGCAAACUCCAGCAAGCAGCCCAGCAGCAUAUCCAGCAACAGCUCCUAGCCAAGCAAGUGAAGGCAUUCCCAGCCUCAGCAGCACUGGCCCCUGCAACACCUGCUCUCCAGCCCAUCCAUAUCCAGCAGCCUGCCACAGCCUCAGCCACUUCCAUCACCACAGUGCAGCAUGCCAUACUGCAACACCAUGCUGCUGCUGCCGCUGCAGCCAUAGGCAUCCAUCCUCAUCCCCAUCCUCAGCCCCUUGCCCAGGUGCACCAUAUUCCCCAGCCACAUCUGACCCCCAUCUCCUUGUCCCACCUUACUCACUCAAUUAUCCCUGGCCACCCUGCCACCUUUCUUGCCAGCCAUCCUAUCCACAUCAUUCCUGCUUCUGCCAUCCACCCGGGGCCUUUUACCUUUCACCCAGUCCCCCAUGCAGCUCUCUAUCCUACACUUUUAGCCCCUCGCCCUGCUGCCGCAGCUGCCACUGCUCUCCACCUCCACCCACUACUACACCCCAUUUUCUCAGGUCAGGACCUGCAGCAUCCACCCAGCCAUGGAACAUGAGUUGGAUGCAGAGGGGGAGGGACAAGUGGGGAGAGGAGAUAUGAUGACACCUAAACCUCCCACAGAGAAGGGGCUGAGCCAUUGGAAACAGUAAGUGAAAGUUGAGGUGGGGAAUUUGACAGCCAAAGAAAUGUCUUGGCUUACAGGAAUGGUUUGGGAUAUGAAGUUUGCAUUGGGCUUAAUAUCAGGGAUUUUUUUUCUUCCCCCUUCCCCUCUCUCCCCUCCCAUUCCCACCACUCCCAUCCUUCGUUAUGUUUUCAACACAGAGAACAUCUCCAAGUAUUGUCCCACUUCAUUUGCAGCAGCAUUUCCUUAAUGAAAACUUUAACCUUUCCCCACCCCACCAUUCCCUUCCUGGUCUUUGCCCCUCUUCCUCUCUAGUAAAUUUACAACUAGCAUUUCCUCCUCUCUAGCCAGUGGGUCAUCAACUAGAGCACUUGCAGUGGGCCCAGCUACUCCAGUCUCUUGUCAACAGUGCCAGCAGGCAAGCUGAAUUUUCCCAAGGGGGCAGUGGUGACAUCUGAUUGAAAAGCAUCACUGCCUUGGGUUGGGUUCCUUGGUGAUAUUUCCCUUGGUGACCUGACGUCCCAUUUGUGAGGUGGAGAGGAGGUAUCUGACCUAGACACCAAAUCUGUAGUUAGAUCCACUUCUUGCCCAAACAGAAAAUCAUUCCUCACUGCCCCUCACUCUAAAAGAGGUAUUUACAUAGCCCUGAAAAGAAGAUCCUGUCAUGGGGUGUUGUAGAACAUGGGGUCCCCCAUAUGCUUCCACAGAGAGGAGCUUAAGUGUCUAAAGGGUAUUCUUUCUUCUGUCAUGUUGAUGUUUCCCUCUUAAUUUAUAGGAAUUUUUUUAAUGUAAAGAAUUGCACUGAACUCUGUAAACAUAAAUGCUGCUUUUUGUAGCUCAUAAAAAAAGAAAAAAGGUUCCAUAUUUGUAGUAUACUGCAAUAAUAUUUUUUACAGCCAACUCUUAAGUGAUCCUUGUUCUGGUGGCUUUGUGUAAAUAUGUUUGCUGUAGUUUAAUUCAAACUUUUAAAAGUUGCAAAAUGAGAACAAAAAAUAAAAACAAAUUUGUUUUCUGCUAGAUGCAAAAUGACUAAGCAUGUAUAUUUUAUCAAGCUCAUGUAUUUUUGAAGUUAUGUACUAUAAAAUGUAAAAAAAAAAGGCAAAAGGGGAAAAUCAUUUAGCGCUUUUUUGUUUUGUUUGUGUUUUUUGCUGAGAAGAAAUGUUGAGUAGUUGCAGUAAAACGUGCCCUCAACACUGGGACUCCUAAGAGCUAAUGGAUGGCAGCCAGUGGGAAGUGUCAGGGAGAAAUUCAUCUACAAGGGAUGCCAAAUGACAUACUUGGCUGUCAUGUUCCAAAGGGGCAGGCCCCUAAGGCAGGUAGAGUGGGGAAGGUGAAAAACUAGGAAUUUCAUUAUCUGGAUGAAGUAUAAUUCAGAGAAAUUAUUUCAUUCCAAUUCCAAUCCCAAAAGCUUUCCUAGUACUUCAGUCCCUCUGACCUUUUUUUUUUUUAACUGUGCCUUUUGGCUUCUAAACUGAAGGAGAAAGAUGGAGAAGGGACAAUUUUUCUUUCCCUUUUGAGAGGUGAGCAUAUUUCUGUAUUCUUUCUUUAUUCUGAUUGACUAAAGGAGUUACUAGUCCUGCUUCUCAUAUAAAAUGAGAUCCUUUUCCUUUUAACACUGACCAGAUAAGUAUUUAUAUUUACCUCAGUACCCUUUUCCCACCUCUUGCCUAAGCUUUCACCUUGAUGUAAUACACUGGCCUGAGCUGGUGCUGAGGCUUUAGCUUUUCUGCUUACUCUUUAUUUCUAAUAAAAUUGGUGGCUUUUCCCCAACCCCGAUAACCUUUAUGGCCAGAAUUGUGCAAACCAUACAGGAUGGUCACUUGAAAAAGGUGAAAAAUUAGUAGUCUGGGCCAAGAGUAUGCCUGCUGCUUUUUACCAUCCCCUUGAUCACCACUCUUCUACCCCUCAAAAGAAAAAAAAAGACAAAGGCAUUUUGAGUGAACAGAAUAAGUUCUAAGUAAACCCAAAUCUUUGAGCCCUUGUCCUGAUCUGUGCUCCUCAUCCAAAUAACAAACAUUGCUUUUUAAAUUAAUAGCACUGGAAAAAUUAAAUCAUCUGUUUUACGUGAAGGGACUUAUUUUUUCUUUAUUUUAAGUUUAUGUAAAUAAGUGGUAUAAAUGAUACAGUAUUAACAUUUUGAUGCUGCUCGCCAUUAGCUUGUAGAUGGAGCCCAUGGAUUCUAGCAGCCUUGCUGCUUUCGUGGGGGCAGUUUUUCUUAAACUCCCAGAAUAGUGAUUAAAAAAAAAAGGCAAAAGAAAAAACUAUCCUACUUACAAGCAUAACAGACUGUAUUUAACUUUAUCACAUAAUUUAGAUAUAUAUAUAUAUGCUGUAAAAUGAGGGGAGAGAAAACUUUCUAAUAAACCAAUGAUUUGUGGAAACAGCAUAUUCUGUCAUGAUUCAGCCCCUUUCACUUAGGAUGGGGGAAAUGGAUUUGUGGGUUUAGGGAGGGCAUCUUUAUGUCCACCUUAAGGCUGACAUGGUAUAAAGUCAAUUCAAAACAAAUUUUGGUGUGGACUUGGAUUUGAACCAGUUCAGAACCUUUGGAAGAGGAGGAUGGGGACAGCCCUAGAACUUCCUUGGUGGUCAUGGGUGCAGAACACUGUUCCUCUCUUUCCUGAUGAAUACUCAGAAGUAAAUUAUCUCAUUGAUUUUUUUUAAUGGUCACAGAAUAAUGGUUUUAAGGUUCCAUAACACUUUCCCUUCACAAUGAACUCUGUUCUGGGUUUUUCUUUUGAAAAUCUUUACUUUGAAGCAUUACGGGGAUACAGAGCCACUGAUGAGCAAAAAUACAUGAGAAAAACACCCUAAUUGGUACUAAGCAAAUAAAAGACCAGUGAGAAAUCAGA
Monodelphis domestica (gray short-tailed opossum) is the source of this 29153-nucleotide messenger RNA. Lineage: Eukaryota; Metazoa; Chordata; Mammalia; Didelphimorphia; Didelphidae. The record is from RefSeq and is a predicted model, not a curated record.